This is a messenger RNA of Chenopodium quinoa (quinoa), 633 nucleotides long. RefSeq lists its product as uncharacterized. The transcript has a single exon. NCBI's taxonomy places the organism in Eukaryota, Viridiplantae, Streptophyta, Magnoliopsida, Caryophyllales, Amaranthaceae. The record is from RefSeq and is a predicted model, not a curated record. The coding region runs from base 1 to 633 and encodes 210 amino acids.
AUGGAGAAUCAGAUAAGUCAAUUGGCCAACCAAUUUAGCCAAGACCUAAAGACUCCAGGAACCUUCCCGGGCCAGACUGAACAAUCUCAAAAAGGCCAAAUGAAUGUCAUCACCCUAAGGAGUGGAAAGCAGUUGGAAGAUCCUCCUACCAAGGAGCCAUCAAGGGAGGUCAUUGGAGAAGUAGGUGCAAGUGAGAAGAAAGUAGAAGAUGCUAGGGUCGUGGAAGCAUCAAAGGAAGCACCACCAAAGCCACUUGCUCCAUAUGUGCCUAAGGUUCCUUUUCCUCAAAGGUUAGCACAAGCUAAACUUGAGAAAAAGUUCAGUAAAUUCCUCGAUAUUCUUAAAAAGCUUCAUAUUAAUAUUCCAUUCCUAGAUGCCAUAUCUGAGAUGCCUUCUUAUGCAAAUUUUUUAAAAGAUAUGCUAUCUAACAAGAGGAAAUUAGAAGAGAUUACUACAGUUGCUUUGAAUGCAGAGUGCAGUGCUAUUUUGCAGAACACUCUCCCUAAGAAAUUAGGAGAUCCAGGUAGCUAUUCAAUACCAGUGAAGCUUGGAGAUAUUGAGAUCAAUAGGGCACUAUGCGAUCUAGGUGCAAGUGUGAGCCUUAUACCGCUGUCCAUAUCCAAGAAGCUAUAG